AUGGCUUCUGCAGCCGCAACAGCACUCGUGAGCUGGGGGUUUCUGGAUUACAAGACAGAGAAGUGGGCCCUCUUGGCCAAAAAAGGCUACCAGGAAUGGGACAUAGACCCCCAGAUUUCGGUCAUCACCAAACUCAAGGGGGUUUCUGUAACCCAGGUUACAGAGCUGGAGAGCCGGCUGUGGGAUGUGGCUGACUUUGUGAAGCCAUCACAGGGAGAGAACGUGUUCUUCCUGGUAACCAACUUCCUUGUGACACCAGCUCAAGUCCAGGGCAGAUGUCCAGAGCAUCCUUCCGUUCCUCUGGCUAACUGCUGGGCUGAUGAAGACUGUCCUGAAGGGGAGACAGGGACAUACAGCCAUGGCACAAAGACUGGUCAGUGUGUAGUGUUCAAUGGAACCCACAGGACCUGUGAGAUCUGGAGCUGGUGCCCAGUGGAGAGUGGUGCUGUGCCCAGGAAGCCCCUGCUAGUUCAGGCCAAGAACUUCACACUCUUCAUCAAAAAUACUGUAACCUUCAGCAAAUUCAACUUCUCCAGAACCAAUGCCUUAGAUACCUGGGACAACACCUAUUUCAAGCAUUGUCUCUAUGAUCCACUCUCCAGUCCGUACUGCCCAGUGUUCCGCAUCGGGGACCUUGUGGCCAUGGCUGGAGGGGACUUUGAGGACCUGGCAUUGCUGGGUGGUGCUGUGGGCAUCAGCGUCCACUGGGAUUGCAAUCUGGACAUGAAAGGCUCUGACUGCUGUCCCCAGUACUCUUUCCAGCUGCAGGAGAAGAGGUACAAUUUCAGAACAGCCAAUCACUGGUGGGCAGCCUCAGGCGUGGAGGCCCGGAGCCUGCUGAAGCUCUAUGGGAUCCGUUUUGACAUUCUUGUCACUGGGCAGGCAGGGAAGUUUGCGCUCAUCCCUACGGCCAUCACACUGGGCACAGGAGCAGCUUGGCUGGGCGUGGUCACCUUCCUCUGUGACCUGCUGCUAUUGUAUGUGGAUAGAGAGGCCAGUUUCUACUGGAGGACCAAGUAUGAAGAGGCAAGAGCCCCGAAGGCAACUACCAACAAUGACUGA
Messenger RNA from Grammomys surdaster, 1062 nucleotides. It is a transcript of the gene P2rx6, whose product is annotated as purinergic receptor P2X 6. Gene Ontology annotation, cellular component: plasma membrane; nuclear inner membrane. The coding region runs from base 1 to 1062 and encodes 353 amino acids. The record is from RefSeq and is a predicted model, not a curated record. Lineage: Eukaryota; Metazoa; Chordata; Mammalia; Rodentia; Muridae. Gene Ontology annotation, biological process: response to ATP; monoatomic cation transmembrane transport. Gene Ontology annotation, molecular function: ATP binding; purinergic nucleotide receptor activity; extracellularly ATP-gated monoatomic cation channel activity. The transcript has 12 exons.